This is a messenger RNA of Suncus etruscus (white-toothed pygmy shrew), 3320 nucleotides long. It is a transcript of the gene SERINC5, whose product is annotated as serine incorporator 5. Lineage: Eukaryota; Metazoa; Chordata; Mammalia; Eulipotyphla; Soricidae. The transcript is spliced from 12 exons. Gene Ontology annotation, cellular component: membrane. The coding region runs from base 130 to 1515 and encodes 461 amino acids. The record is from RefSeq and is a predicted model, not a curated record.
UGGAGGGAGGUGCGAUCCGGUGCAGGGGCUGCGCUUGAGGCCGGAGGAUUUCGAUUAUUUCACCGCCCAGAGCCUCAGCGGUGCUGGGGCAGCGCCGAUCGCACCCGCCGGGCUCGGCUGCCGGCCGCGAUGUCAGCGCAGUGCUGUGCGGGCCAGUUGGCCUGCUGCUGUGGGACUGCAGGCUGUUCCCUCUGCUGCGGAUGCUGCCCCAAGAUCCGGCAGUCCCGGGGCACCCGCUUCAUGUAUGCGCUCUACUUCAUCCUGGUCGUCAUUCUCUGCUGCAUCAUGAUGUCCGAGACUGUGGCUCAGGCGAUGCAGGAGCAUAUCCCCUACUUUGAAGAUAUCUGUAGAAGCAUUCAGGCUGGCAAAAACUGUGAGAAGCUGGUAGGCUACUCUGCCGUCUACUGCGUCUGCUUUGGAAUGGCCUGUUUCUUCUUCAUUUUCUGCCUCAUCACCUUCCAGAUCAACAACAGUAAAAGCUGCCGGGCCUAUAUUCACAAUGGCUUUUGGUUCUUUAAACUCCUGCUGCUAGGGGCCAUGUGCUCAGGAGCCUUCUUCAUUCCAGACCAGGAUACCUUUCUUCAUGCCUGGCGCUAUGUAGGAGCUGUUGGAGGCGUCCUCUUUAUAGUCAUCCAACUCCUCCUGCUGGUGGAAUUCGCACAUAAGUGGAACAAGAACUGGACUGCAGGUACAGCUACCAACAAGCUGUGGUAUGCUGCUCUGUCCCUGGUGACCCUCGUCAUGUACUCCAUUGCCACCGGGGGCUUGAUAGUGAUGGCGGUGUUUUACACACAAAAAGAUGGCUGCACAGAGAACAAAAUUCUGCUUGGGGUCAAUGGAGGCCUGUGCCUGCUGAUUUCAAUGGUUUCUAUCUCACCUUGUGUCCAAAAGCGGCAACCACACUCCGGGCUCCUGCAGUCAGGCCUCAUAAGUUGCUACGUCACCUACCUCACUUUCUCAGCUCUGUCCAGCAAACCUGAGGAAGUAGUUUUGGAUGAACACGGGAAGAACAAUACGAUCUGUUCCCCUGAUUUUGGGCAAGGCUUGUACAGAGACAAGAACUUGGUUACGGGACUGGGAACCACUCUCUUGGUGGGGUGCAUCUUAUAUUCGUGUCUGACAUCCACAACCAGAUCAAGUUCAGAUGCUCUGCAAGGACGCUAUGGGGCUCCUGAGCUGGAGGUCGCACGAUGCUGUUUCUGCUGUGGCCCUGAUGGAGAUGACACUGAAGAACAGGAGAAUGUGAAGGAGGGAAUUUUGGUCAUUUAUGACGAGAAGCGAAGCACUGUCUACAGCUAUUGUCACUUCCAUUUUGUGUUCUUUUUGGCUUCUCUCUAUGUGAUGAUGACUGUCACCAACUGGUUCGACUAUGAACGUGCCAACAUUGAAAACGUCUUCAAAGGGAACUGGUCUAUCUUCUGGGUCAAGAUGGUCUCCUGCUGGGUGUGUGUGUUGUUGUACCUGUGGCGGAUGGUGGCACCGCUCUGCUGCCCCACUCGUCAGUUCCCGGUCUGAUCAUCAACACCGUCUUUUUGACUCAGCAGGACCUGUUGGAACCAGGGCCUAGUGACUGGUGCUUCCCCCUCCUUCCCCCCGAGCUGGAUCACUUUCAGAAGACACCUCAAAUUAGCUUUUUAAUUUUGCAAUUGGAAAAGAAGUUAAGAAAACUUUUGUCCCAAAAGAGUUGAGACCAAAAAAUGUUUUUUCAACCGUAGUGAUAAGUGCUUAUAUAAUAAUGUCCUGGAUGGAUCUUAUCCCUCAAAACUGUGGCGAUCAUAGAUAGAAUUAUUUUCUCCUGGAUUUUCUUUCCAUAAUUUGGGAUACAGCAUCUUGUCACAGUGAUUACGCUGAUUUGGUGUGGCCUGUCAUUUUUACCCUGAGAACACAGAUUCGUGUCAACAUCUUGAGCAUCUUCUCUGCUAAAGUGGGCCCUUCUCCCUUCCUGCAGCUCCUGAGUGUUGAGGGGCUUCAGGAGGAAUACCUGCUUUGAAAACCACCUGCAUGAUGUUUCCUCCUGGCUACCAGAUUUGAAGCUGUGGUGCUGGGAAUCACAGGCUUCACUUUUCUCACAGGUCCUCUCUUCUUUCCUGGGCCCUGGUUCUGUUAGAAUGUGAAAAAGCACAAUUGGCCAUCACUACCCUAUGAUUCCCCCGACUGUAUCAUCACUACUUGAUCCAAGUUCCUGCAAUAAUUCUGACUUAUUUCUGGUGUUCUUCGUGGGCUUAAAUAAUAGUACUUGUGUUGUUUUGUCUGCCUAGAGGGCUACAGUUCUUAACUUGUGUGUGUUAGUUAUUAACACUUCAGGACCUUACCUAAAAUGUUGUGACCGAAGCCUGAUGUACCUACCCCUCUUCAGGUUGAGGCCACCUCACUCUCAGUUUCUCUUCUACCUUGUGAGUCAUAAAAGCAGAAGAGCUUUUGUUUUCUGUAUUUGUAAUAUGACAGGAUCAUAAGAUAAGUGUUUAUCAUGAGUGUUUUUCAGAAAUCAUAUAUAGCACCUCAGACAUGGAUAAUCAGAAAGUUAUACAAGUUGUGAUAGUGACCAAAUCUACUUAGAGGAAAAGCUAGGUGGAAGGAGGUAUUUAACUAAGUUAAAUAAUACACAGACUUUUCCAUAACAUUUAAUUGUAAAGUAAUACUCAUGAGAAGUUUGACUUUGGGCAGCUGUUCUGGUGUUGAGGUCAGUCAAGGAAAAGUUGUUCAGGAGGAGGAUUAUUAGAAAUCCCAGCAGAGAGAGUUAAGGACACCCUUGGUAAUUAUUUGUACAGGUUGAAAAAAAAUCUACCAGAGAAAGAGUUCACAAGGCUGAGAUAUGCUUUGCAUGUAUGGUUCCCUGAGUACUGCCAGGACCAUCCCUUUUUGGCCCACAACACCUUCAGCAGUGGAUUUUUAAAAAAAGGAUGAAAUUAUCCUUUAAACAGCCUUGGUAAAGAGGAUCUAAGACCGAAAGGGUUUGGCCUAUACUUUUGGAGUCCUACUGCCAGAUGGGCUCCCAUGUGCCAAAAUGCUGACUUGAAAGAUUCUUCCUUACUACUUAUUCCUUUGCUGUCCUCACCCCAAAAACAAGAGGGGAACAAAUACAAUGGGUGAAUUCCUUGAGGAACUGGCCUCACAGAGUUGUGAGUCAGUAUUUAAAAGCACUCAUCAGAUAUGUAUCUGAGCCACCUCCUCUAGUAAAUUUUAUCCAAGGUCAGUUUUUGACUUCCAGCCUGAAGCACUCUGAAUUUGGCCGUUGAGUGCAUAUGUGGCCUACCAAAACAAAAUACCACCCUAGUGGUGGCAGUUGGGAUAGCAGUUCCAUGGGCCCAUCAAGUGUGAGA